GCACGCUUCCCUUCCCACCUUGAGAUAUUUUUAUUUGCGUCUAGAUGCCCGAAUGGCUUUAGGAGUCACUCGGAUGACCGCGGGAUCGUGGGGAGGGUCCAGCUAAUCGGCAAGCAAUUUCUUGACUCCCUAAGUUAUCUAUUACCGGGGCUGAUCUGGGUGUAAAAAUAGCUGCUGAGGCUGUUUGUUUAAUCUGACUGCUACAUGACACCACGCGGGUGUCGCCUGGACUGUUUGCCUCUUCCCCUCCGCAGCACACUGGUCCCCGCCGGGUCUCUGCCGAGAUGGGCUGUAAUAACAUCACAAGUGGGCAAGAAAAGAAAUUUGGAAACACCAGACCCUGAAACCCGGUGAGCUGGCACAUGCAAACGCUGCUGCUGUCACGGAGAAAAAGAGAAUCCGCGCUUUGUGAUCGGAACUGGUCCCUAGGAAACUGCGAUCUGGUGGGAAGUGGGCUGCACCUGGGCUUCCAGCCUCACCGCCCAAAGGCCCCCAGCUGACGGGGACAUGCAGGGUAACAAGAAGGGCACAGACGGCUUCAGCGACUCCUCCAGCAUCGGCAGCGUGCUGGAUGACGCGGACCGGGAGGUGAGCAGCCUCACCGAUCGGGCCUUCCGCAGCCUGUGCAUCUCCGAGGAUGCCUCCUUCCACGACUCCGAUCUGGCCCUGUCCCCAGAUAUCUCCCGCCAGAGGUUUGGGCCGCUCCACCAGGGUACCAUGAACCACACCCACAGGAAGAGCGGCAUCUGGAGCCAGCUUCCAGCGCAGGGCACAGAGCACAAGGGCUGGGCAGCCACCUUCCAUCAGCAGCCCAAGUACGUUCAGGGGGAGGACAAAUACCCCAAAAGCAGCCCCCCACCCGCACCAGCUCAGUGGAGGCUGGAGGUGCCGGUUUCGGGUCUGCGCAGCAGCAACAAGCCUGUUUCCAAGGUAUCAUCCCUGAUCAGGUCUUUCGACAGGACUGAGCGCCAGCGCUGUGACAACAGGCCACCCCCCAGCAAGCCCCCGGCUCUCAAAACCGCCCCCAAAUUCGCCCCUCUUCCUGACAGCAGCGUUAACUUCUGCUUCGACUCUGCCUUCCUGACGGUCAGGAGGGUGCCCGCUGAAGUCUCCAGCACUCACCAAGGAAGCCACCAGCACCCCCAGAGCCACGGAGAGCGAGAGUCCCCCAAGAACCCCGAGAUGAUCCAUCAGGGCGCCAGUGGCUUCCUAUCGAAACCAGACAGCGUGGCCAGCUCGUUGGAGUCCAAGUUCCCCUCUCCACCGCACCAGCCAGCCAAGGGGGAGCCCAGCAGAUGCCAGGAGUGGGCACACAAAGGGACCUUUCUGCACAGUGAGAACAGUGCCUUUGAGUCAUGGGACGCCCACCAACCCAAGCUGCUCGAAAGAAAGACCAGUGCUGACAGCAUCCCUGAAAACAAGGUGUCCAAACAGUAUGAAGAUGUGACGCCUGUAACAGAAGCCCACGCAACGCAUCACAAGGUCUCACCCUGCCCCAUGCGGCCCAGCUGCGCUCAGGAGGAGAAUGUGCCAGCUGCGGGAGUUCUGUCCACCUCUGGGCUCUGGGGGUCCAGGGACCCGGGAACCCAGGGUUUCCACAUGGACGGAAAACCACCCAGUUCACAGCCCGACCCUCAGGGGAAGCCGACCCAGCCUCCGUGGAGAAAGCCAAAGGCCAGCAGGGGUGGGAAGGAGAAUCUGGCAGAAGUCACCGAGGAGCAGAAACAGACUCACAGGAGAAGCUCUGCGCUUUAUGCAAAGCACAAUGCACAGGUGCACCUCGCAGAGAAGGACACCAUGGACCCCGCUGGGGACCGAAACCUGCACUGCACCCCUCCAUUCAAUAUCAGCAAGCUCCUGACCCCCAUCAUCCCCACCAAGCAUGCCCUGGAGUCACAGGACAGCCAGCCCGAGGAACCCAGCCCCUCCCCACCGGUGCAGCUGAACGGGUACCAGGAGCGGGAGCCCGGAGAGUGUCCGCCGAGAGACAGCUACAAAUCCAAAGCGCCCAGCCUGCUGUUCAACCUCAAGGACGUACGGAAGCGUGUCAAGAGCAUCUACAGCCCCUCGCCGCUCUCCAAGGGCUUCGAUGAGAAACUCCGGGGGAAGGCGGACAGCAAACCAGAGCCCAUGAGCAAUGGAGUGGAGCUUUCCAACGGGGUGGAGGAGGAAAGCCCCCCAAGUGAGCUGUCUGCAGAGAGGCCGGCCGAGGGCCCUUGCACCUCACACACUGGCACCCAGGGCCCUGCAGCCCACCCUGGUGAGGCCUCAGCGUACAACCUCGGCCCCCCUUCCAUGGCUGCCACGAUCCCUUUCUGUGUCAACGGGAAGGCUGCAGGCAGGGACAGUGAGGCAAAAGAUGCCGGGGACAGGGACUCAGAACCUGGCUCUUCCAGGUCCACCUGGCAUCCAGACAGCAGGGGACGUGGCCCCAGGAAGCACCUGUCCCUGAAGCUGUGCCCCAGGGAGCCCGAGGUGGAGGUCGGGGAAGCUGCAGAACAAACCAAGCCCCCCCAGCUGGAGAACGGGCUCUUGCGAUCCAUCUCCCAGGAGACAGAAGCCGAGCACGAGACAGGGCUUCAGAAACCACCUCUGGACCAGAAAGUCUCUCCAGGGCCCCUGUCCCCUGAGGAGGAAGAUGUGUUUUACAGCGACAGCCAGUCUGACUUCAUGCCAAGCUUCCGGAGGAAGACUAAGUUCAGCACCAGCUCUUCGGAUCAGUCCUUUGCAUCGUUUGGUGAUGAUCAGCAGAAGAUGUGGUUUUCCGAGAGCCAGCGGGAAGACAGGAAGAAUGAUGUGAGUGCAGGUGACGGUGAGACAGAGAAGGAGGACGUGACAGGGACAGGAGAUGCCAUGAGUAACGGGCACGGGAGUGGAGGAGAGCGCAGCCAGGGUGCAGCUCUGCAGAGUGCGGGAGGACCAUGUGCAGGCAGAUCUGGGAGGGCGUCUGCCGAGGAAGCAAAGCUCAGAGGCUCUCGGAUGGGGGAAAGCAAGGACACGGCCCUUCCACAGGCCAGAGACCCCACGCCCUGUCCGUCUUCAACCGCAAACAGGCACCCGCUGUUUACUAUUAAAGACAACACGCUGAGGGCCACCCCCGUGAUCAAACCUGUCAUCCUACCCCUCCUGAGGACCUUGUCCUCAGACGACUCGCUUGGAAGUGGCCACAGAGAGAGAGAAUCCCCAAAGCAAGGCUGGGGUGAGGCUGCAGGAGGGCGUGGGGCCCUUGAAAGCCAGGAAAUGCCCAGCACCCUGACACCCGCUAACACAGGAGGCUCAAAACACAGGGAUCCCGGGCAGGUGUCCUUGGCAGCUGAAAGGGACGUCUCUUGCCCAGACCCUGAGGGGAGUUUCUCGUCUCCGCCACUGGUGGGAGAGGGUCACAGGAUGAAGCCAUCCCCCGACAGGGCACAGGAAGUCGUGGCUAGUGAUGGGAGGAACAGGCCUGCAGACUGGAGGAAGCCCAGACGCAUCCCCACCAUUGCUCUCCCGGAGGGUGACCUGGAAGAGCAGCCGGCCCAGCAGAUACUGGCCACCUGCUGGGAGGAGCAGACUCUGCAAAAUAUCCAAGGCCACUUUCUAUCUGCACCCAGAGCAGGGCUUCCCGGGAGAAGACUGGUCCUGGGCGAGAUGGCCACGUCCCCCAACUCCAGCUCCCUGGGGGACAGCAGUGCCUGCUCACCUUCUGCCAGCAGCCUUUGGGACAAUGGCUCUCAGGGCCCUGGGGACUUGGGUCUGAUGCAUGAGGAGCCCCCUGGCAGUGCCAGCCCCUGCGCCAGCCUAGGCCCCACCAAGAUGGCACGGCGGGAAGACCUGAUGCAUGGCCUCACGUGGGAGCCAGAAGGCCCAGAUGUGCAGCACCAGCCAGCCACCGAGGACCUCCGGGAGCUGUCCCCAAGAGGCUCCAUGCUAGAGGCGACCCCCGGCCCUGAGAGACCUGAGCCUCCAGCUCAGCUGGAGAGGACAGCCGAGAAGCCCCCCGCCGUGCCCCCCAAAACGGAGAAGGCCCUGCGGCGAGCGAAGAAGCUGGCCAGCAAGCGGAGGAAGAGCAGUCAGGUGCCAGAGAGGCUCGACGAAGCCUGUGAAGGUCGUGGGGGGACAGAAGGUGGGCCCCGGGCCCUUGGGGAGGGACCCCGGCUCCCCACCGUGCGUGCACUGCCCCUUCCUGCACACCGCCACUCGGUGUCCGGCGUGGUGGAACCCAUGGGAAGGCGACCAUGGGGGGGCCAGCCCCUGGCACCACUGCACCCGUACCCUGCCACGCAGAAGGUCCUCCAGGACCCACAGUCUGGGGAGUAUUUCGUCUUUGACCUGCCCCUGCAGGUGAAGAUCAAGACCUUCUACGACCCUGAGACCGGCAAGUAUGUUAAGGUCUCAGUCCCCAUCUCUGAGGGGGGCCCCCUUGAGCCACCUGGCCAGGACGCCCUGGCUAUGCCCUACCUGCUGUACCCAGGCCUGCGGCCUGUGCCCGUCACAGCACUGAGGCCCCUGCGCUGCUCCUCCCAGCUCUCCGCACCCACCUUCCUAGGGCAGGGCCUCCACUCUAGGCCCCACAGCGUCCACGACACAGGGCCCUGGCCCGCCACUGGGCCUCAGGGGGACACCAGCCCACCCAAGGCUGCCCAGCACACACGAGCGCCACUCAGGGGCCCAGAGGAUGAGGAAGCGGAAGCCCCAGGCCUGGCCAUCAUCUCCACCGAUGACCUGGAGGACUUUGCCACUGAAGGCAUUUCCUGAGGGUUACAACAGACUGACCCCCCACCCCCAAAACCAAAGAGCUUACACCCCAUCCCCUCAAACAAGCAGCCUCUGUCUCUCUCAUACAGACGUGCGUACACACACACACACACACACACACACACACACACAUACACACACCAACCAUAUUCAGCCAUCUGAGAUCCCGAAUGUCCGAAGGAAGUGGGGUCUGCCAGCCUGCUCAGAGGAGGGCGCUGUUCACGUGGUCCAUCCCUGCUGCCCCGUCCUGCCCCUGGCCAUCCUGCCCUGCCUGAGCCCUGCCCCAGGGUGAUGUAGCUCAGAGGCUGGGUCUUCAGGGCUACAACCCCACCCUUCCUCAAGGCCAGCUGGCCAAGGAGAGCCUGGAAAUGCUGAGCCCUGUUGUGGGUGGCACAGCCCUCCUGGGGCGGGCCAGCACACAGCAGCGGGCUGCAGGUCACCUCAGCAGUCCUGCAGAAAUGACCAUAAGGAGGAUGAAUUUGGGUGCUGUUUUGUUCCCUGCAGGGAACUUGCCUCCCAGGGAUAUUUUCUGACAAAGAGAAAGCUACCAUCUAAAAACAAAACAAGUUUGCCAACCUGCUUCCCUC
Molecule: messenger RNA, 5324 nt
Organism: Cavia porcellus (domestic guinea pig)
Lineage: Eukaryota; Metazoa; Chordata; Mammalia; Rodentia; Caviidae
Gene: CUNH10orf71
Product: chromosome unknown C10orf71 homolog
Exons: 3
Coding region: 508-4737 (1409 amino acids)
Biological process (GO): positive regulation of calcineurin-NFAT signaling cascade
Cellular component (GO): Z disc
Source: RefSeq, a predicted model, not a curated record